Molecule: messenger RNA, 1497 nt
Organism: Aspergillus versicolor CBS 583.65
Lineage: Eukaryota; Fungi; Ascomycota; Eurotiomycetes; Eurotiales; Aspergillaceae
Exons: 2
Coding region: 1-1497 (498 amino acids)
Source: RefSeq, a predicted model, not a curated record
AUGGUCUUCUCAAUAUGGCGAAAGCAGCCGAAGACGGUCCUUACUGACAAGAUAAUCCCACUACGGGUGUGGGACGAUUCGCCCUCCCUUCGUUAUAUGGCCUUCGACUUCACCAUGCAGUUCAAUGACGUGCUGGAUCCAUCCAAACUCGAGGCUGGGCUAGACCAGUUGAUAGACACCGGAGAGUGGAGGCAGCUCGGGGCUCGGCUUCGUGCCAAUCGCAGUGGCCAUCUCGAGUACCAUCUCCCCGUGCGCUAUGACGCAUCUCGGCCGGCAUUUCGCUUUACGACAGCUAAACACUGCAUGAGUAUUCAGAAUCAUAUAUUGGGCUCCCGCUUGCCACGGCCAGGAGAUGAUACAUACUUAUAUCCUUCUCCUGAAGAGUUUAAGCCGUUGCUACGUCACCCGAAGUCUCCUCGCUGGAUAUCAGACUGGAUAUACUCUGACGCUCCGCAGUUACAUAUCCACGUUGUAGUAUUCCAGGAUGUCACUCUGGUCACCAUCACCCAUUUGCACGUGUUAUUCGAUGCCAUGUCGCGAGCUGCAUUCAUCAAAGCCUGGGCGGCUGCUGUAGGUGACAGAGUUCAAGACAUUCCUCGCUGUAUCCCGAUGGACCAAGACCCGUUCGCCGCAGUAGGGAAUGACAAGGCCAGUGCCAGGAACUACGUUUACCACGAGCAGCUUCUUUCCUGGCCCGCUCUGGUAAUCUUCUUCCUUCGGCUGCUUUUCGAACUACUGUGGCACUGGGGAGCCGAAGAGCACACUUUCCGAUUACCAGGACGAUGCGUGGAUCGAAUGCGCGACGCCACGCUAUCUAGUCUCACGCCAGUCAGCGACAAAUCCAUACCAGCCCACGCACCUUUCGUCAGCGAGAGCGAUAUAAUUCUUUCCUGGUGGGCGCGGACGAUGGUCAAGGCACUAAACGUCUCGCCGUCUCGCAAUAUAUUGAUCAUGAACGUAGUCAAUGUCAUAACCCUCUUCGCAGACCGGAUUCCGUCCGACGCCGUUUGUCUAGGGAAUGCAGGAUCUCUCGCUAAUACCAUGUUUACUGCUGCACAGGCUAUCGAUGAUGAGGGUUUGGCCUACAUCUCGUCCAAGCUCCGGCAGGACCUUGUCAAGCAUAGAAAACUAGAGCAAGUGGAUGCCUUGGUCUCUAUCCAGAAACACUCCGUCGCGAAGAUAGUCUCGUGGCUGGUUGGAGGCGGAAAUGUACUAUUCCUGCCAUGUUCGAACCACCACAAAGGCCGUUAUUUCGAAGUGGAUUUUUCUGCUGCGUUGGUUGAGCCGGUUACUGGCGAUGAAAGUUCCAAUAGAGGAAAACCAUCCUUCGUCAACGACGCCUAUUAUUGCUCGGUAUAUCCGACAAGGAACUUCCUCCGGGUCCUUGGGAAGGAUGCAAACGGGGACUGGUGGCUCGCAUCUAAUACUCGAGUCUCUGCUUGGCCUGUUAUUCAGAAGGAGUUGAUGGCGUUGGUGGACUAUCGAGAGGAGUGCUAA